Molecule: messenger RNA, 2243 nt
Organism: Carlito syrichta (Philippine tarsier)
Lineage: Eukaryota; Metazoa; Chordata; Mammalia; Primates; Tarsiidae
Gene: TMEM43
Product: transmembrane protein 43
Exons: 12
Coding region: 212-1414 (400 amino acids)
Biological process (GO): nuclear membrane organization
Cellular component (GO): nuclear inner membrane
Source: RefSeq, a predicted model, not a curated record
GGACUACAUUUUCCAGGAGGCCUUGCGGUGCGCAUGCGCGGAAACGCCAGGACCCGGGCGGCGGUAACUCUAGCACGUCCCACCUGGUUCUGGGCUCCAUGCAGAUUUUCGCAGCUCCGGCAGAGAAGAGGGUACUGCACUCCUCACUCAGGUCGACAGCCCACUUCCUUGCUGAACAGUGCGAGGCGGCGGCAUCGAGCCGAGUUCCACCAUGGCCGCGAAUUAUUCCAGUGCAAGUGCCAGGAAAGAACAUGUCAAAGUGACAACAGGCCCCCAGCCAAGCUUCCUGGAGCGGCUGAGCGAGACCUCGGGUGGGAUGUUUGUGGGACUCGUGACCUUCCUGCUCUCUUUCUACUUAAUUUUCACCAAUGAGGGCCGCGCGCUGAAGACAGCAACCUCACUGGCUGAGGGGCUCUCGCUUGUGGUGUCCCCCGACAGCAUCCACAGUGUGGCUCCAGAGAACGAAGGGAGACUGGUACACAUCAUUGGCGCCCUGCGGACAUCCAAGCUCUUGUCUGAUCCAAACUAUGGGGUCCACCUUCCGGCUGUGAAGCUGCGGAGGCACGUGGAGAUGUACCAGUGGGUGGAGACCGAAGAGUCCAGGGAGUACACCGAGGAUGGGCAAGUGAAAAAGGAGACGCGGUACUCCUACAAUACUGAGUGGAGGUCAGAAAUCGUCAACAGCAGAAAUUUUGACCGAGAGAUUGGCCACAAAAACCCCAGUGCGAUGGCAGUGGAGUCGUUCACAGCAACUGCCCCCUUCGUGCAGAUUGGCCGAUUUUUCCUCUCAGCAGGCCUCAUUGAUAAAGUUGACAACUUCAAGCCACUGAGCCUUUCCAAGCUGGAGGACCCUCACGUGGACAUCAUUCGCCGGGGAGACUUUUUCUACCACAGCGAAAACCCCAAGUAUCCUGAGGUGGGAGACCUGCGUGUCUCCUUCUCCUAUGCUGGCCUGAGCGGCGAUGACCCCGACCUGGGCCCGGCACACGUGGUCACUGUGAUUGCACGACAGCGGGGAGACCAGCUAGUCCCAUAUUCCACCAAGUCUGGGGACACCUUGCUGCUCCUGCACCAUGGGGACUUCUCGGCAGAGGAGGUAUUUCAUAGAGAACUGAAGAGCAACACCAUGAAGACAUGGGGCCUGCGGGCCGCCGGCUGGAUGGCCAUGUUUAUGGGCCUCAACCUCAUGACACGGAUCCUCUAUACCCUGGUGGACUGGUUUCCUGUCUUCCGGGACCUGGUCAACAUUGGCCUUAAAGCCUUUGCCUUCUGCGUGGCCACAUCGCUGACCCUGCUGACCGUGGCUGCUGGCUGGCUCUUCUACCGGCCCCUGUGGGCUCUCUUUAUCGCCGGCCUGGCCCUGGUGCCCAUCAUCAUUGCUCGGACCCGGGUGCCAGCCAAAAAGCUGGAGUGAAGCAGGCCCUGGCACCCGCCCAACGCCUGCGUGAGCCCCAGGAUGCGGUCCUCCCUUACCCCACCCCAGUUCCACGCCUGGGCGGGGCCAGUUUGGAUUCUGCACCCUCUACUCUUCAAGGGGCUGAACUCAGCAGUGUGCUCAUGGGUGUGGCAUUCACUCAUCACAUCUUCCCCACCCUCUUCUUGCCAGCAAGCAGCUUUGGUGGCAGAAGCAGCUGACAAGUGGCAAGCUAAUAAGCCUUCCCCGCUGGCUUCCUUCUUUUCUCUCAGGACGGAGUGAGUGUAGUCAGAUUGUUUCACUUCACUUGGCCGAUCUGUCUGUGGACGACGCAGAGACACUCCACGGAGACCUGCUGAUAAAGGGCUCGGCGGUAUGGCUGCUGCCUCCCACCGCUGAGGACAAGUGCCAGGGCUCCCUCUGCUGCAGCUGCCAGCUGCGCCAGCAAUCCUGGGUGGCAACAGACAAUCACAUGUCCUGCACAGCAGGUGUGCCCCAAGCCAACAGCUGCGGAACUUAAAAAAAAGAAACUCUGACGUCUGUGGGCUUGACACUUCUGUGGCUUGGCAGAUGUAGUGUGGAGAGUCUCCAGAGGCCCUGCUUUUCUUUGUUCCUUUGCUUCGUGUGUACUUUUCUACCCCAAGAGGGAGUUAUCUGAACCAAGAUGUAAAAACUAAAGCACCUGAAUAAUGAGCAGCAUUUCAGACUGUUACAGAAAACACCCUUUCAUCUGUCAACUGAAGUUUAUUCAGACCAUAGAAAGGUGUUAAAUUCGGGUGUGACUUAACUGAUUAAAUAAAAGCUCUUUGAGUAUUCUGGGUCAUUGGGA